Molecule: messenger RNA, 1932 nt
Organism: Pteronotus mesoamericanus
Lineage: Eukaryota; Metazoa; Chordata; Mammalia; Chiroptera; Mormoopidae
Gene: SLC39A4
Product: solute carrier family 39 member 4
Exons: 12
Coding region: 1-1932 (643 amino acids)
Biological process (GO): intracellular monoatomic cation homeostasis; zinc ion import across plasma membrane
Cellular component (GO): plasma membrane
Molecular function (GO): monoatomic cation:bicarbonate symporter activity; zinc ion transmembrane transporter activity
Source: RefSeq, a predicted model, not a curated record
AUGGCGGGCGCGGCCUGGCGGGAGCCCGGGCUGCUGCUGGCGGUGCUGGCGGUGACCGCGACGGCGGCCCAGCCUGCUCACCUGCUGACUCUGCUGUCUUCGGGCCAGGGUGUUCUGGACCGCGUGGCCCUGGGCAGCCUGUUAAAUACACUGGCGGCCCGUGUGCACUGCACCUCAGGGCCGUGUGGAAAGUGCCUGUCUGUGGAAGCCCUCCUGGCCCUGGGCCCGCCUGAGGGGCCGGGGCUGGAGCCCCCACACAUCGCCCGCCUCAGUGCGGCUGCCGCCCUCUACCUCAGCGACCCCGAAGGCACGUGUGAGGAUGUGCGGGCUGGCCGCUGGGCCUCCCAGGCUGACCACCUCCUGGCCCUGCUCGAGGGCCCCGGGGCCCUGACCCCAGGCCUGAGCCGGCUGCUGCAGAGGAUUCAGGGUCAGACCGCCAGCCAGCCCCCCGCAGAGGAGGCCUGUGUGGACGUGCCUCAGCUGCUGGACGAGGCGGCGGGGGCGGGGGCUCCCGGCAGCCCUGGCUUCGUGCUGGCUGCCCUGCUGGACCACGUCAGAAAGGGGUCCUGCUUCCACGCCCUGCCGACCCCCCAGUACUUUGUGGACUUCGUCUUCCGGCAGCACCACGGCGAUGCCCCCAACAUCACACUGGAUGAGCUGGCGGCCUUGAUGCAGCACCUGGGGGUGGGCGGCGCGGCCGAGCCCCACGGGGACCACAGCGACGGUCAUCGCCACCCCCCUCUGGAAAAGAGGGCCGACCUGGCCGCUCCCAGCAGCGGCCCCAGCGCGUGGGACGCGGUGUGCCUGAGUGCCAGGGACGUGAUGGCCGUGUACGGGCUGUCGGAGCAGACAGGGGUGGCCCCGGACGCCUGGGCCCGGCUGAGCCCGGCCCUGCUCCAGCAGCAGCUGAGUGGGGCCUGCAGCCUCCAGCCCAGCGGCCCCACCCAGGACCAGCUCAGCCAGGCGCAGAGGUACCUGUACGGCUCCCUGGCCACGCUGCUCAUCUGCCUCUGCUCUGUCCUCGGCCUCCUGCUGCUCGUCUGCGUCGGCUGCAGCGCGGCCGCCCACUACGUCACCCAGACCUUCCUGGGCCUGGCCGUGGGCGCGCUCACCGGGGACGCCCUCCUGCACUUGACCCCGAAGGUCCUGGGGCUGCACCAGCACAGCACGGACGACCGAGGCCCACAGCCCACCUGGCGCCUCCUGGUCGCAAUAGGAGGCCUCUACACCUUCUUUCUGUUCGAGAAACUCUGCGACCUCUUGCUGCCCCUGGACCCAGAGGCCCCGAAGGACGAGCCUUGCAGCCACGCUGGCCACAGCGGCCACAGCCACGGCACAUCCCUGCAGCUGGCGCCCAGGGAGCUCCGGCCGCCCAAGCGGCCCCAGGACAGCUCCCGCGCAGACCUGGUGGCGGAGGAGAGCCCUGAGCUGCUGAGCCCCGGGCCCCGGAAACUGAACCCAGAACUCAGGCUGCUGCCCUACAUGAUCACUCUGGGCGACGGCCUGCACAACUUCGCGGACGGGCUGGCCUUGGGCGCCGCCUUCGCCUCCUCCUGGAAGACUGGGCUGGCCACGUCGCUGGCGGUGUUCUGCCACGAGGUGCCACACGAGCUGGGGGACUUCGCGGCCCUGCUGCACGCCGGUCUGUCGGUGCCGCGGGCGCUGCUCCUGAACUUGGCCUCGGCGCUCACGGCCUUCUCUGGCCUCUACGUCGCGCUCGCGGCCGGUGUCGGCGAGGAGAGCGAGUCCUGGAUCCUGGCGGUAGCCAUCGGCCUCUUCCUCUACGUGGCGCUCUGCGACAUGCUCCCGGCCAUGCUGCGCGUGCGGGACCGCCGGCCCUGGCUGCUCUUCCUGCUGCACAACGUGGGCCUGCUGGGCGGCUGGGCGAUCCUGCUCCUGCUGUCCCUGUAUGAGGACAGCUUCACCUUCUGA